UCUCACUCUCCCUCUCUCUCUCUACUCUCCCAGCCCCUCCAGGUAUAUAAGGGGCAUCCAGUCCUUUCAGUGUCGUCAGUUCAUUCCAGCACCUCCUCCAAACACAAUGAAGGUCCUCGCCGUGGUUCUGUGCCUCGCCGCCGCCGCCUCCGCCCGGAUGGCUUACACCUUCUCAGACGGGUACCUGGACAUCCUUGGCGCCGAACCUGCCCAGAACUUUGACUGCGUGGGUCGCCCUUACGGCUACUACGCUGACGUGCCCACGGACUGCCGGGUGUUCCACGUGUGCCUGCCCAUCAAUGACGAGGCGGGAGAGGUGGUGGAGACUCAUCACUUCUCCUUCUUCUGCGGCAACCAGACAGUGUUCAGCCAGGAAUCCCUCACGUGCGCCCAUCCACAGGAGGCCUUCCCCUGCGCCGAGGCCGAGUCUCUCUACGACUCCUCCAACGCAGACUUCGGAAAGAUCCCCGAGGAGAAUUUGUAACGACCAUCCCCAUCCCGAUGCCGCCCCCCCGCCCCGCCUCGCCCCUCACCUCUCUCCUUCUUCCUCCAUGCUGUACAUCGCUAAGCCAUAUUAAAAGUACAUGUUGAAUA
Messenger RNA from Scylla paramamosain (green mud crab), 594 nucleotides. Its product is annotated as U-scoloptoxin(01)-Cw1a-like. Bases 107 to 484 code for a protein of 125 amino acids. Gene Ontology annotation, molecular function: chitin binding. The transcript is spliced from 2 exons. Gene Ontology annotation, cellular component: extracellular region. The record is from RefSeq and is a predicted model, not a curated record. Lineage: Eukaryota; Metazoa; Arthropoda; Malacostraca; Decapoda; Portunidae.